Messenger RNA from Prorocentrum cordatum, 536 nucleotides. The record is from the annotation of a GenBank genome assembly. Lineage: Eukaryota; Dinophyceae; Prorocentrales; Prorocentraceae.
AAUCGAAGUUGGCACCUACCACCUACAUCGUGUCCGGUGGCGGCGGAGGUAUAACUUCGGAGAACAUUCCAGACGCAGAUGGCGACGACGACGAGUACGGCUUCGUGGACCUCACCCUCUCCAGCACAGAGAUCAUGAUAGAGAUGAUUUCGCACGGUGGUCUGCUCCGCGACAGGAAAUGCGUCACCCAGCGCAAACCCAAGGCCACCACGGCCACGCCCCUCGCGGGCACCUCGCUCUGCGACCUGGCCGCCCUGGCGGAGCAGACGCCUGCGCCAACUGCGACGCCCCCGCCGACGGCGCCGCCCGCCCCAGUGGCCCAGGCCACCCCGCAGGAGGACCCGGCGGGCGCCUGGAACGGCGGCGCAGAUCCGGCUCCCGUCGCGGCGCCGGUGGAGCAGCCUGUGUUCGUCGAGCAGCCCGUGGCGCCCGUGGCGCCCGAGCUGCAGCCGGUCGCGCCGGUGGCCCCGCCAGCCCCGGCGCCGCUGAGCCCCAUGGGCAAGCUAGUGGCGGCCCUCAAGCAGGUGUUCCGCUGA